Messenger RNA from Fusarium redolens, 1509 nucleotides. Its product is annotated as putative cytochrome P450. The transcript has 6 exons. Lineage: Eukaryota; Fungi; Ascomycota; Sordariomycetes; Hypocreales; Nectriaceae. Gene Ontology annotation, molecular function: iron ion binding; monooxygenase activity; heme binding. The coding region runs from base 1 to 1509 and encodes 502 amino acids. The record is from RefSeq and is a predicted model, not a curated record.
AUGACCAUAGUGACUCUCUAUAACCCCCUACUACAUUUAAAACCCGUGUUUAAAUAUAAAUUAGUUCAUUGUUCGGGCGGCGGCUUUCCUGUCACGGGAACACUCCCAAAGGCACGUGAAAGGUUUCGAAGCGAUGCCAUCACCAUGUUGCAGGAAGGCUACCGUCAGUUCAAAGGUCGGCCAUGGUACGUCCCUAGUCCUUUAGGAGAGCGUUUGAUGAUCCCGAGCAAAUACGUCGAAGAGCUGAAGAACGCACCGGUAAACGAGGUCGAUUUUGUCGCUACCUUCUUUGAGAUGUUUGAGGGCAAGUAUACGACUAUGGGUAGUCGCUCUACGCUCCAUCCACGAGUUGCUAAGCAUGAGCUGAAUCAGAAUAUGGCGGCGGUUCUGGAUCCUGUCAUGGAAGAGAUCAAAGACGCCUUCGAGGAACAUUUGCCUGCUACAGACGAUUGGAAGCCAGUUCACGUCCACGACGCUAUCGUCAACAUCGUCGCUCGCGUAUCAUCACGCAUGUUCGGCGGAGUCGAUCUCUCACGAAACAAAGAAUGGGUCGACUCAACCAUCAACUUUGCCCUAGAUGGCUUCGUCGGCGCCCAGGCCAUCAAAAAGUACCCUCUCAUCGUCCGACCAUUCGUAGCAAAGUUCAUCCCAGCUCUCACAAAGAUCAAACAACAUCACGCAACAGCCCAGCGGGUCAUCGUUCCGAUUCUCAAGGAACGAGAAAAGGCUGCGGCUGCGGGCUGGCCUGAGUCAAAUGGCAAGCCACCAGCUGAUUUCUUGCAGUGGAUGCUUGACGCUGCUGUUGGCGAUGAGAAGCAGAAGAGUUUCAUCGCUCAGAUUCAGCUGAAGCUUAGUUUCGCUGCUAUUCAUACCAGCGCUGCGGCACCGACACAGUUAUUGUAUGAUCUUUGUUCGCUACCGGAGCAUAUUGGGGGACUCCGAAGUGAGAUAGACGAGGCUAGGGCUUCUGGUGGUGGUGAGCUCAACAAGCGGACACUGCUUAAGCUUGAGAAGCUGGAUAGUCUGAUGAAGGAAGCGCAGCGAUUCAACCCGCUACUUCUGAUUACCUUUGAGCGUAUCGUCACGCAGCCAUAUGUUCUGUCCGAUGGCUUCCGCAUCCCAGCCAAUACGCAAAUCGGCGUACCAACACAAGCCAUCUCUAUGGAUCCCGAGCUUUAUCCCAAUCCCGAGGUCUUUGACCCUCUGAGAUUCUACAAUCUCAAGAAAUCACUUGAUGGAAAAGAUCCGGGUGCUGCUGGUAAAUUGGCAUUUGCCAGCUCUAACCAUGAGAGCAUGGCUUUUGGCUAUGGUCGCCACGCGUGUCCGGGUCGCUGGUUUGCGGGUAAUGAGAUCAAGAUGAUUAUGGUCUAUCUGCUGGAGAACUAUGACUUUAGACUUCCGGAGGGAAAGACUGGGUUGGAGAAUAGGCCGCCUAGUUUGUGUUUUGAGACGCAGUAUCUGCCAAACCCUGAGGCUGUUCUUGAGUUUCGGCGACGCAAGGCAGACUAG